AUGCGCCCCGCCGCCCCCGCGCCCCACAGCGCGCCCCUCGCGCCCCGCCCCUACACCUCCGCUGAUGAGGCUGCCGUGUGCGCUAUUUGUCAUAAGACUUGUCGCGAUGGCUCCGACUGCAGCGACCUAUUCCCGAGUGAUUUGCAAACGCUACCAGCUGACAGAUUAGUAGCGCCUUUCCUGACCCUAAAUCCGGAGCUGUGCAUGGUAAUAGAAGAAGAUAUAGAGGACGCCCUACGCGACGACUGCUCUGACGAUAAUGCCACGAGUGAAAAACCAGAGCAGCCCACGAUAAAUGGUAACUAA
Messenger RNA from Diatraea saccharalis (sugarcane borer), 306 nucleotides. NCBI's taxonomy places the organism in Eukaryota, Metazoa, Arthropoda, Insecta, Lepidoptera, Crambidae. The record is from the annotation of a GenBank genome assembly.